Messenger RNA from Vigna radiata var. radiata (mung bean), 1718 nucleotides. Its product is annotated as lipoyl synthase 2, mitochondrial. Gene Ontology annotation, biological process: lipoate biosynthetic process. The record is from RefSeq and is a predicted model, not a curated record. Gene Ontology annotation, molecular function: lipoate synthase activity; 4 iron, 4 sulfur cluster binding. Lineage: Eukaryota; Viridiplantae; Streptophyta; Magnoliopsida; Fabales; Fabaceae. The transcript is spliced from 4 exons. Gene Ontology annotation, cellular component: mitochondrion. The coding region runs from base 68 to 1213 and encodes 381 amino acids.
GAGUCUCCGUCCUCAUGUUCCUCUCUAUCUGCGUUAAGCAAUGUGUGAUUGUGCGAGACAGAGAUAGAUGAUGAUGCAUUCACGGAUUAGAAGCGUUGGCGCAAACGUCAAAUGCGCCGUGAGAUUCUUCUGUUCAUCAUCGGCAACCUCCCCGGUGGCGCCGUCGCAAUUCCCGCAGACUCUGGCGGGGCUCCGGGCGCGGCUGGAGGAGGAAUCACCGUCGCUGUCGGACUUCAUCGCUCUGAGAUCGGAGAACGCGUACUCGGUGGAGGUCGGGACGAAGAAGAAGCCGCUUCCGAAACCGAAGUGGAUGAAGGAGGCCGUUCCGGGCGGCGAGAAGUACGUGCAGAUCAAGAAGAAGCUCCGAGAAUUGAAGCUUCACACUGUUUGCGAGGAGGCUCGGUGCCCUAAUUUGGGCGAGUGCUGGUCCGGCGGCGAGACCGGCACUGCUACAGCAACUAUCAUGAUUCUCGGUGACACUUGUACUCGAGGUUGCAGAUUUUGUAAUGUUAAGACAUCGAGGACUCCUCCACCCCCUGACCCUGAUGAGCCCACCAAUGUGGCUGAAGCAAUUGCAUCAUGGGGUCUAGAUUAUGUGGUUAUAACAAGUGUUGACCGUGAUGAUUUACCUGAUCAAGGGAGUGGUCAUUUUACUGAGACGGUGCAGAAGCUGAAGGCGCUGAAGCCUAAUAUGCUGAUAGAAGCCCUAGUUCCAGAUUUUCGAGGAGAUGCAGACUGUGUAGAGAAAGUUGCUAAAUCAGGAUUAGAUGUCUUUGCACAUAACAUUGAGACAGUUGAAGAGCUACAGAAUGUUGUUCGGGAUCAUCGUGCUAAUUUUAGGCAGUCCUUAGAUGUUCUAAUGAUGGCCAAGGAAUAUGCUCCUGUUGGAACACUCACUAAGACUUCAAUAAUGUUAGGUUGUGGGGAAACACCUGACCAGGUUGUGAAGACAAUGGAGAAGGUGAGAGCGGCUGGAGUUGACGUGAUGACAUUUGGGCAGUACAUGAGACCUUCAAAGCGCCAUAUGCCAGUAUCUGAAUAUGUUACGCCAGAGGCCUUUAAUAAGUAUCAGACUCUUGGCAUGGAAAUGGGCUUUCGAUAUGUGGCAUCUGGGCCCAUGGUGAGGUCUUCAUACAAGGCUGGUGAAUUCUAUAUUAAAUCCAUGAUUGAAUCAGAUCGAGCUGCAUCUCCCUCAAAGAUGACAUCCUCUUGACGCAUUAUCCUUUUCGUUAUUUACACACUUCAAUGUGCAUUAUAUGUAAGUACCGCAGGCUUACUACAUGCUGUUGAUGCUGAUGCCACCGAGUAAGGAGUAAAAGCUUAUAAAUGGACAUGUGCUGUCUGCCAUAUUUUUCUCAUCCUCCUUCCUAACACCAACACCAAUUAGUGGAUUGGCUGAUUUUAUUUAGAAAAUGCAAAUUUCAAGGUUGUAUAUGUUAUCAUUUACGUGUAUUCAUUUUUUUGCUCUAUUCAACUGGUGCUAACUAAUACCAGUUACUGUAGUUAUUAAAAGUAAUGACUGUUUAUCUCUUAUUUGAGAAACCUUUUAAAUCUCUUAUUUUUAAUUCAAUUUGGGUUUAUUUGGUAGUUGACGUUCAAACUUAUCUCACUGGACUUCAGUUUUGAAUUAGAGUUCGGUACUACCAAAGAGCCCAUAUACUUGUUCUGGCAAAUUGUCCUGAAGUUAUGUUUAGUGACACGGUUACAUUUGAAAGGCA